UAUGUCUCAUUUCUCAUUUCCUGCGUGAGUCACUUCUUAGUCUUCGCAGAAAUAAAAAAAUAAAAGAUCAAUGAAGAAGAAAACACUUUCAAGAAGGAUUUUUGAGAAGUUUGUUUCUAAACAUACAGCAGAUCUUCGUGAUUCUCGUGUUUGUUUGUUUGUUUGUUUGUUUGUUUGUUUGUUUGUUUGUUUGUUUUUAAAUCGCCGUUCAGGAAGUGAAAGUAAAGUUUAGACUGCUGGAGCUCAAACAGAGAAAAUGGCUUCAGUGAGAAACUAAAAUUCUUCAGUCUGGAGGACAAACAGCCUGUGUGUUUAGUGUGCAGAGAUUUAAAACAACAUGACAAUCACACAUUCAGAUCCAUCGGUGAAGUUGUUCCAUCAUAUAAGAGCAGAACAGAACUGACUUAAAAUCAGAGCAGCAGAUGUUUCUGUUAAUCAGAUCACAAACCUGUUAAUACCUAAAGGGGAAGAUCUUUGUUGAAGACCUUGAAGAAGUAAUAAGACUCUACAAGACUGAUCAAGAGUGAUUUGUUCUUUAACUUCAUUCUUAGAUCACUUUGUUGCAUCAAGAUGAGUUGUAUUGGUUUUGUACCUAAAACGCAGCCAUUGGACACAAAGGAAUUUCUUAAACCUUCUGGAAAAACACCUGAAAUCACUUUAGAUCACAUAGCCAAGCAUUUGUUAUCUUAUUUUAAAAGGUUUCGUCGAUUAAAAGAAAUUGAAAAAGAGAUUAAAAAGAAAUAUGAAAUUCAAAAGGAGGAUUGCUGGCCAGUUGAUGACAUCAUAAAAGCUUGGGAAGAAACAAAAAAAAUGGAUAAAACCUUAAGAAGUACAAAAUACUGGGCUUUUGCUAUAAUGCUGCAGGUGCUACAAAGACGUUUGGGUUUUGAUGUAUCUGAUCUGAAGGAGGUUAAGACUUGCCCAAUAACGUCUGAUGUGGCAAAAGAAAUCACACCCUUUGAGCCAGAGCAAGAGCCAUCUGAAAUCUACUCACCUUUUGAGGAAAGAGACAAUAUGGAUAAAGUGAAUGCUGAAAGGAAGAUGCUAGGCAAUGCCUCACAAAUACCUGAAGAGUUACAAAAUAAAGCAGAUUUUCCUCCAACUAAACGAAAAUUUUCAGAGAGGCUUCAAAAAGAUGGUUCUGGACAAUGGACAAGAGGUUCAAACAAAUCAAAUCCUGAAACCGUCUACAUACGGAUCCCGCUUUCAGUUGUGUCUGGAAAUGAAUCAACCUCUAUGCCAAAAGAAGUUUUAACUACCAGCCCUAUCUAUAAAUUAAUAGACAGAGUUCCUAAUCUUACUGAAAUAAGGGUAAAACAAUCAUAUGCCAUGUUAUAUGACAAUCGAACCAGGAAUGCUGCAUGGGUGUAUGAGAUAUUGAACAAGGAAACUUUAAUGGAAAGAUAUGACAGGAGAAAACCUUUUGAAGAGGAUUUCUCGAUUCAUCCAUUCUACCGUGCAACUGAGAGCGAUGACGCAUGUACAGCCAGUGGCUAUGAAAAAGGUCAUCUUGCUGCAGCUGCCAAUCACAGGUGGUGUCAGGAAGCCUAUCAUGACACUUUUUUGCUCAGCAACAUGACACCACAGACUAUGGCCUUAAACAGAGGUCCCUGGAAAACGUUGGAGGAGGAUUGCCGAAGAAAGAUAAAUGAAAGUCAAAAUGAGGUCCGUAAUGUCCAUGUAUACAGCGGACCACUUUACCUGCCAAGCAGUGAUGAUUCAGAGGUUGUGAGUUAUGAGAUGUUGGGAGACAAAGCAUUGCCAACUCACUUCUUUAAGGUGAUAAUUCUGGAGAAGUAUGAUGGGACGGUAGAGCUGGAAUGCUAUCAGAUUCCCAAUUGGUUAUCAGAAGACGACACAAAUUUUAUAGUGCCAAUUGAAUAUAUUGAGAGCGUCUCUGGGCUGAUCUUCAGAGAGAGCAGUUUCAAUAAGGGAGAGACUGACAGCAUAAGGACAGUGACAUGGACAGGAGAAAAUGAAAAUGGAGAGGAAUGUACAGCAAUGACACAAGUCACAAUAAGCACCCCCCUUUACUGAUCACAGUUAUUGCUGACAUCUGAUGUGUGUACAGUACUGCAUUACGCCAUGACACUUAAACACAUGAUUUGUGUUUGGAUGAACUGACCAUCUGAAGAUGAAAAGAGUAAAAGGCUGUUUGACUGAGCUUGCAGUUAUUCUCACUAGUGGUUAAAACCAUGCCGUGUGUACUCAUUAACAGUAUAUACAGUAUAUACAUGUGUUAAAUUGGGAUUUGUUAUGUGUAUAUACCAUUUACAAAUGCUUUCUUGUUGUCUUAAAAACAUGAUCUGAAGGCUUAUGCUCUAAUGUUUAACGGGGACCUAUUAUGUAAAAUUCACUUUUAUAAAAGUGUUUGAACACA
Molecule: messenger RNA, 2380 nt
Organism: Megalobrama amblycephala (Wuchang bream)
Lineage: Eukaryota; Metazoa; Chordata; Actinopteri; Cypriniformes; Xenocyprididae
Exons: 3
Coding region: 571-2037 (488 amino acids)
Biological process (GO): apoptotic DNA fragmentation
Cellular component (GO): nucleus; mitochondrial inner membrane
Molecular function (GO): RNA endonuclease activity; metal ion binding; single-stranded DNA endonuclease activity
Source: RefSeq, a predicted model, not a curated record